Messenger RNA from Micropterus dolomieu (smallmouth bass), 2048 nucleotides. It is a transcript of the gene g6fl, whose product is annotated as g6f-like. Gene Ontology annotation, biological process: interleukin-15-mediated signaling pathway; T cell activation; positive regulation of ERK1 and ERK2 cascade. Bases 2 to 1621 code for a protein of 539 amino acids. The transcript is spliced from 11 exons. Gene Ontology annotation, cellular component: external side of plasma membrane; membrane raft. The record is from RefSeq and is a predicted model, not a curated record. Lineage: Eukaryota; Metazoa; Chordata; Actinopteri; Centrarchiformes; Centrarchidae. Gene Ontology annotation, molecular function: MHC class II protein binding; protein tyrosine kinase binding.
UAUGAUGGAGUCUGUUUUUCUCACCUUUCUUCUUGUUUCUUCCUUUGCGGUAACUUCAUCUCACUUUGGCAUCACAGACUGGGAUGAUGUUGUGGUGGUUAGAGAGGGCAUGUCUACCACCUUGAUCUGCACUGAUACAACAGUGAGGGGUGCCUUGUCCCUUAACUGGAUGGUGAAGUCACUUGGUACAGAUGAAUGGAAACUGGUUCUCUCAGCCAGCGAAAGGAAAAUGUUAUAUGGUGGUGCCUCAAAGGCAUCCAUGGAAUUGACUGACCCUAACUUUCAAGACACCGGGGUUUUCUCUCUGUUCUUUCUUCCCAAAAUGGAGGACAGUGGUCUCUACUCAUGUUCGAUAAAGCAACAAGAGAAGAAUCCAAAGCAGAGGAUUAUCCUCCUAGCUAUCCUUACAGUCACUGUUGUCCCUGCUGCACCCAUUCCUCAGUACAGCACCCUGCGGCUUAUUGCCAGUGUUAACCCUGACUUUGCCAUCACCAAGAUCACCUGGGUAGCACCUGGUGGCCUUUCAAUGAAGAGCGAGAAGAAGCUAAACACAGGCACAGUGGCAAAACUGCCACAGAUCCAGACCAGUGACAAUGGGGCCUAUGUCUGUAUGGUUCACCCUUGGGGUAACAGCAGCAACAGUCUUUUCGCCUUCAAUGUGGACGUGACUGUUGAUGCUGACAAAGUGGCUUCAUUCACCAAUGUAACACAUGGCCCUAUGAUCUCUACUGCCACUCAGGAUCAGACAUCGUUCACCCUGACCUGUCCUGUUGUCCAGGGGGACUAUGUCCUGUUGCACUGGCAACCUCCAGAGCCAAAGAGGCAGAUUAAGCCAUUGUACCAGUAUAACCGCUGGAGGGGCUCCACCUUGUUGACUGAGCAAAGCAAGAGACUCCAGCUUGCCGGCCCACCUUACAACGCAGAGGCCGGGAGCUUCUCCUUUCUACUCACCCCUGGGUUAAAAGAUGCCGGCCUCUACAUCUGUGACGUGUUCCUCAAUGACAACGCCUUCAGCCAGAGGACCAUGCUCACCGUGCUGAAAGUUAAAACCAGCCGUUCGUCCUCAAAGCUGGAGUUGCGGUGCUUGUACUCAGAGCUGUCCCAGGUCAAAAGUGCCAAUUGGAAAUACCAGAAUAAGAGUCGCCGGCUGCACUUGUUAAGCAAUGGGCCUGGCAGCAUCAGCACCAUUCUGCCCCUACCCAUCACCUCUGACACAGCCGGGAACUACACCUGCACCCUACAGCUGAAGAAUGGGCAGACCGUCUGGGCAACCCAAGCUGUCACAAUGCCCUAUGAAGGUGGGAGGAACGGCAUGGUCACUAAGACUGAGAGUGUCACUGUGACCACCCCCUCCCUGCUCCCUUCUCUCUCUGCUUUAUUACUCCUGGUGCCCCUGGUUGCUGCGGCUGUCGGUGUGUUGCUAUGGAGACAGAAACACAUUUCUGAUCGCGGUAUUGAGCAGUCUCUGUCUGUCCACUCGGGUGAAGCAGAGAACAUCUAUGAGAAUCCUGAGGAUAUAAGACAGGCUCCUCCCCUGGGCUCAGUCUACAUGGAUUUGAAGCCAAGAGAAGAGGAUGAUGUCUAUAAGGAACUGGAGCGAUACGAACAGUGUCAGAGCUGAUCACCUACCCACAUCUCAUCCUCAUCCAGCUGUCAUAUCCACUCAGUUCCCAGCUGCAGCAGAAGGACUCUAUAAACAAAAGUAACAACUGAAUGUCAGAGUUGGGAUGUGAAGAAAAACUUCAGUGCUUCGGGGAAAUGCAACUCAACAGUUAGAAUUUUUAUUUGCACUUACUCUUGAUAUGUACUUUAUUACUGAUGUGCUUUAAUGUCAUGCUUUGGUGCUGCACAUGGAGUAGAACAGGAUAUUUUUUCACAUAAGACUCAAAAUCAAAUGUGUGCAAGAUAAUGAUAUAUUCUGUUUUCACUGGUUUCCUUGAUACUUUCUUUAAUUUUCUCAUGCAUUUGGUAUUCUACAGUUCUCUUGUACUACUAUGGAUAUCUGUAUUUAAGUGUAGACAUUUCUAAAUAAAGAUAUCUGUAAUGUU